AAUAAAAAGAAAAACUUGCAGCCUGACUACACCAUCGGCUGAACCGCGCGUGACGGGUAGCGACCGACGCACAGGCACAGCCAAAAGUUGCAAGCGAGCAAAAACGAACUCCACUUCGACGGCCGACUACCGCUGACCGCCGCCUUGAUCUGCUUCCGGCGCCACUACGCCGGCCAUGGGCUGCUCGUCGUCUCUGCCAGCAAACAGUACUGGAGGCUUGGGCAAUAUCAACAACGAGAACUCUGCAACUGACUCAAAGAAUUUGAAAGUGAAGUUGGUUUUACUGGGGGAUUCUGGUGUUGGGAAAAGCUGCAUUGUUCUUCGCUUUGUCCGUGGUCAGUUUGAUCCCACAUCAAAGGUAACUAUUGGUGCAUCAUUUCUGUCACAAACAUUGGCAUUGGAGGACUCCACAACAGUGAAGUUUGAAAUAUGGGACACUGCUGGCCAGGAGAGGUAUGCUGCAUUAGCACCUCUGUACUACAGGGGAGCUGGUGCUGCAAUCGUUGUCUAUGACAUAACAAGUGCAGAAUCAUUCAACAAAGCACAAUAUUGGGUGAAGGAACUUCAGAGACACGGUAGCCAGGAUAUGAUCAUGGCUUUGGUUGGAAAUAAGGCUGACCUACAUGAAAAACGCACUGUGUCUUCUCAGGAAGCACAGGAGCACGCGGACAUGAACAAUAUGUUUUUCGUCGAGACAUCGGCGAAAACGGCUGAUAAUAUAAACCAACUAUUCGAGGAAAUUGCCAAGAGGCUGCCGAGGCCUACACCGCUGUCCUGAUUAACAUCGGUCUGUGUGGUAAACAGCCUGGGUGAUUGUGUAAUGCACAAUAUGAGUAGAAACGCCUGGACGAACAUUUGUGGCUGUUUCAACAUGGCAGGUCAAGCCAUCUGUAUCCCUGCGAUCAUUGUUUUUGGAAACGUAGCUCAUGUAAAGCUUGUCCAUUGCGCUAACCGUGCCGAAACGGUGGAGGUGAUCUGCUCCCAGCACAGGUAAGUUAAAUGAAGCUUAGGGCCGUGCUCUAACGCAUGAAUGUUCAGUACUACUCCCUCCGUUCCGAAUUACUCGUCUAAAAAAUGAAUGUAUCUAGAUGUAUUUUAGUUGUAGAUACAUCCAUUUUUGUGACAAGUAAUUCCGAACGGAGGGAGUACUAAGUAAGUACCAUAAUAUGGUUGAGACUGAAACAUCUUAUCAAUGUAGUGUAUUGUUUUUAGGUUCGGUUUGACUCGCCUGUUGAGCCGCCAUUGACUGUAGUGUACUGGAAUGGUUCA
Aegilops tauschii subsp. strangulata is the source of this 1269-nucleotide messenger RNA. Its product is annotated as ras-related protein RABF1. NCBI's taxonomy places the organism in Eukaryota, Viridiplantae, Streptophyta, Magnoliopsida, Poales, Poaceae. The record is from RefSeq and is a predicted model, not a curated record. Gene Ontology annotation, molecular function: GTPase activity; GTP binding.